Messenger RNA from Arabidopsis thaliana (thale cress), 3134 nucleotides. Its product is annotated as BTB/POZ domain-containing protein. Bases 358 to 2925 code for a protein of 855 amino acids. NCBI's taxonomy places the organism in Eukaryota, Viridiplantae, Streptophyta, Magnoliopsida, Brassicales, Brassicaceae. Gene Ontology annotation, biological process: protein ubiquitination. The transcript has 15 exons. The record is from RefSeq and is marked reviewed.
AGAUCUGACUCACUAUUACGUGUCACGCACAGUUCAUUAGCUUCUCAAAUCUUUUGUCUUUAUUCGAUUUAAAAGUUGAUGUACUCUGCAUCUGAUUGUUUUGCUCGUGUUUUAUUACCACGUUGUGGUUGAAAUUUGACGGCGGAAGUUCAUGGUGGGGUAUGAAGCCAGUUGGAUUCAGAUUUUUUUGCCAAGUUGAUUGCUUUCUAGCUGAUUCAUUGAAAAUAACGUUCCUUUUUAAAAACCCAUUUGUUAUCAUUGUCUUCUCAAAACGUAUGAUCUGGUUUUUCAAAAGUGAGUCUGGUUGAGUUCUAUGUGUUUGUGAAAAUGUGAAGGCAAGAGAUUUUAUGAAGAAAGAUGGUUGCGGCGAAAGAGAACAAGUUUCUGACAGUGGCACCUUUUGAGUGUGCUUGGAGUGAUGAUCUGAAGUUCCGGGAAGCGGGAAGAGGUUGUGUUGCGUUUGAUGCGUUUGCUCACAAUGAUGUCACGGUGGUGUUUAGAGAGAAUGUGGGGACUCAACAUUACCAUUAUAAGAAAGAUAAUAGUCCUCACUACAUUGUUAUCAUUGGUAGCAAUAGGAAUCGUAGGUUGAAGAUUCAGGUAGAUGGAAAAUCUGUGGUCGAUGAGGAAGCUUCUGAUCUUUGUCGUUGUUCUUUGGAGUUUCAGAGUUACUGGAUUAGUAUCUAUGAUGGGUUGAUUAGCAUUGGUAAAGGUCGGUAUCCGUUUCAGAACCUGGUAUUUAAGUGGCAAGACCCCAAGCCCAAUUGUAAUGUUCAGUAUGUUGGUCUGAGCAGCUGGGAUAAACAUGUUGGAUAUAGAAACGUGAGUGUGUUUCCUGUGACACAUAAUCAUAUCUUGCUGUGGAAGCAAGUGGAUUGCCGUGAAGUUAGAGGAGAUGAGUCUGGUGACGAGAAGGUUGUGGAGGAAGGGACUGGUUAUGAUUAUGAACAAUGGGGACUUGGGAAUUUCUUGGAGAGUUGGCAAUUAUCUGACACAGUCUUCCUUGUUGGUGAAGAGGAAAUGGAUGUCCCUGCUCACAAGGUUAUAUUACAAGCAUCAGGUAAUUUUCCUUUGAGAUCAUCUGAUGGGGAUGUCAUUCAACUUCGUGGAGUGUCGUACCCGAUUCUUCAUGCUCUUCUUCAAUAUAUCUAUACUGGACGAACUCAGAUUUUGGAAUCAGAACUUGCUCCAUUGCGGGAUUUAAGUUCUAAGUUUGAAGUGAUGUCAUUGGUGAGACAGUGUGAAGAAAGUAUAGACCAUUUUAAAUUGAGCAAAACAGCAUUUGACUCCUGCAGAAAAGUCAAACUCUUGUGUCCUAUUUCUCACCCGUUAUCUGGCUUUAUGUUCCCAAGUGCUUUCCCUGUUGAUGUUGGGAAGCUGGUAAAGUUGUACUCAACCGGCGAAUAUAGUGACAUAAAAAUCUACCUCAGUGACCAUAGUCUCACUUUCCAAUCCCACAAAGUCAUUCUAAGUCUUUGGAGUGUUGCAUUUGCAAAGAUGUUUACAAAUGGGAUGAGUGAAAGCCAUUCAUCAACGAUUUACCUAACCGAUGUAUCACCAGAAGCAUUCAAGGCUAUGAUGAAUUUCAUGUAUAGUGGAGAGUUGAACAUGGAAGACACUGUGAAUUUUGGCACCGAGUUGAUUCAUCUUCUCUUUCUAGCUGACCGGUUUGGAGUUGUUCCACUUCAUCAAGAAUGCUGCAAAAUGCUCUUGGAGUGCCUCUCAGAGUGGGUUGCGGUUUCAAGCCUUCUGAAACUAAAAGAGAAAAGAAACGAAAUACCACAUUCAAACUACAGAGUAAAAAGAAUAUUAAUAUUGUGUCAUGUAUAUAUUACAUGCAGGGAUGGCGUUCCGUUUUGGAAGAAGGAUUCUGUAUGCUCAGUUCUCCAAGUGGUUUCGUCUAUCUCAUCAUGUAAACUCAUUGAGGAGAUGUGCAAGAGGAAGUUCUCCAUGCACUUCGACUAUUGUACCACUGCAAGUUUGGACUUUGUCUUGUUAGAUCAGACCACCUUCAGUGAUAUUCUUGAGUCUGCAGAUCUGACGGUGACAUCUGAAGAAAAGAUUCUGAAUGCUGUUCUCAUGUGGUGCAUGAAAGCUGAGGAGUCGCACAGUUGGGGAGUAAUAGAUGAGAUGAUGAACUAUGCUGACCCCAAAAGUUUGUUCAAAGAAAGGCUUCAGUCACUUGAUGACCUGUUACCUCAUGUACGCUUCUCUUUGUUGCCAUAUGAGUUACUUAAAAGGUUAGAAAACAGCAACCUAAGCAAAGAAAUCCCAGUAUUCAAUCGUCUUUUGAAGGAGGCUGCUAGCUUCCUAACAUCCGGAUUGAUAUCCCCAGGAAAUGAACCGAUUUCAAGAUUCCAACAUCGGAGAUCGAGUUUCAAGGAGCUUCAGUACAUACGUGAUGGGGACAGCAAUGGGGUGCUGCACUUUGUGGGUACAUCUUAUGGUAGUCAUCAGUGGGUCAACCCCGUUCUCGCAAAGAAAAUCAACAUUACAUCGAGUAGUCCCACAUCCAGAUUCACUGAUCCAAAGGCUUUGGCUUCAAAAGCCUAUGCGGGUACUUCCUUUGCAGGGCCUAGGAUGGAAGACGGCCAUAUAUCAUCCUGGUGGGUGGUGGACUUAGGCGAAGAACAUCAGCUUAUGUGCAACUAUUACACCUUCAGACAAGACGGAUCAAGAGCAUUCACAAGAUUCUGGAAGUUUCAGGGAUCGAUGGAUGGGAAAACAUGGACAGACUUGAGAGUCCAUGAGGAUGACCAAACAAUGUGCAAGGCCGGUCAGUUUGCAUCAUGGCCAAUCACCGCAGCAAAUGCAUUACUCCCCUUUAGGUUUUUCAGGCUGGUUCUGACCGGUCCAACUGCAGAUACAUCAACUCCGUGGAACUUUUGCAUUUGCUACUUGGAGCUCUACGGUUACUUCCGUUGAAGCGCUCUGCAAUGAAUGACCUUUUGACUGUUUCUACUACACACGUUUUUGACGUUUAUCCUGUUUACCUUUUGUUCUUGUACUACAGUGAUCUUUGAACCUGAAAGUGUUUCUCAAUAUAUGUUAAACUUGAUUCCAGUUAGAUUGUUUUGGUUUUUAUACAAGAGAUUUGGCCUAUGGCUGUGGAGUAAUGAGUUAUACUUUGUUUU